AAAAUGGAGUUGGAGAAUACCACUGUGAAAACUGAAUUUUUUCUCCUAGGAUUUAGUCACCUCCCACAACUUCAAAGUCUUCUUUUUAUGGUAUUUUUUUCUAUCUAUUUUGUAACACUGCUGGGGAACCUUGGGAUGAUUUUGUUGAUCACAAUCAGUUCCCACUUGCACACCCCAAUGUACUUUUUCCUCUGCAUCCUGUCCUUUGUAGAUGCAUGCUACUCUUCUGUCAUUGCCCCCAAACUACUUGUGAACUUGGUUUCUGACAAGAAGACCAUUUCUUAUAAUGGCUGUGCCACACAACUCUAUUUUUUCUGCUCUUUGGUUGAUACAGAAUCUUUCCUGUUGGCUGCCAUGUCUUAUGACCGAUACAUCGCAAUCUGCAACCCAUUGCUUUACACCGUUAUUAUGUCCAAGAGAGUCUGUUGCCAGUUGGCAAUUGGAGCAUUUUUAGGGGGCACGAUGAGUUCAAUUAUUCACACUACGAACACCUUCCAUUUGUCUUUCUGUUCCAAAGAAAUUGACCAUUUCUUUUGUGAUAUCUCCCCACUCUUCUCUCUGUCCUGCACUGAUACUUAUGUGCAUGACAUUAUUUUGGUGGUCUUUGCUAGUUUGGUGGAAGCUAUAUGCCUUCUCACAGUUCUCCUCUCUUAUGUCUGCAUCAUAGUGGCUAUUCUGAAAACAGGUUCUGCUGAAGGAAGAAGAAAAGGGUUCUCCACUUGUGCUUCCCACCUGAUUGUAGUCACUAUUUAUCAUGGCACCUUGAUCUUCAUUUAUCUGCGCCCCAGCACAGGUCAUUCAAUGGAUACAGACAAAGUGACCUCUGUGUUCUAUACAUUGAUUAUACCUAUGUUGAAUCCCUUUAUUUACAGUCUAAGGAACAAAGAUGUCAAAAGUGCCUUUAGAAAAAUGAUUAGCAGAAAAUUAUUUUCUUAG
This is a messenger RNA of Tupaia belangeri chinensis (Chinese tree shrew), 936 nucleotides long. RefSeq names its product olfactory receptor 5I1-like. The record is from RefSeq and is a predicted model, not a curated record. Lineage: Eukaryota; Metazoa; Chordata; Mammalia; Scandentia; Tupaiidae. The transcript has a single exon. Gene Ontology annotation, cellular component: membrane. Gene Ontology annotation, biological process: G protein-coupled receptor signaling pathway. Gene Ontology annotation, molecular function: olfactory receptor activity; G protein-coupled receptor activity. Bases 4 to 936 code for a protein of 310 amino acids.